GGUUGUAUUCCUCUUAGGUGUCUCUUCUGGCUCAGUAUUCGGGGGUGUAUGAUGAUGAUGUCUCUGGUUGUAUUCCUCGCAGGUGUCUCUUCUGGCUCAGUAUUCGGGGGUGUGGUCUCUGAUAUGUUGGGUUGUAUGAUGAUGUCUCUGGUUGUAUUCCUCGUAGGUGUCUCCUCUCGGUCAGUAUUUGGGGGUGUGGUCUCUGAUAUGUUGGGGUGUAUGAUGAUGGCUUUGGUUGUGUUCCUCGCAGGUGUCUCUUCUUGGUCUGUAUUCGGGGGUGUGGUCUCUUAUAUGUUGGGGUGUAUGAUGAUAAUGUCUCUGGUUGUAUUCCUCGUAGGUGUCUCCUCUCGGUCAGUAUUCGGGGGUGUGGUCUCUGAUAUGUUGGGGUGUAUGAUGAUGGCUUUGGUUGUGUUCCUCGCAGGUGUCUCUUCUUGGUCUGUAUUCGGGGGUGUGGUCUCUAAUAUGUUGGGGUGUAUGAUGAUAAUGUCUCUGGUUGUAUUCCUCGCAGGUGUCUCUUCUGGCUCAGUAUUUGAGGGUGUGGUCUCUGAUAUGUUGGGGUGUAUGAUGAUGGCUUUGGUUGUGUUCCUCGCAGGUGUCUCUUCUUGGUCUGUAUUCGGGGGUGUGGUCUCUUAUAUGUUGGGGUGUAUGAUGAUAAUGUCUCUGGUUGUAUUCCUCGUAGGUGUCUCCUCUCGGUCAGUAUUCGGGGGUGUGGUCUCUGAUAUGUUGGGGUGUAUGAUGAUGUCUCUCUGGUUAUUUUCCUCGCAGGUGUCUCUUCUGGCUCAGUAUUCGGGGGUCCGGCUCCUCUCGCUCCCCCACAAUGUUCUCCCAUUAUAAGGAUGUGGUUCUCCUGAUGUCUCGCUCCAUCUUGUGUGCUGUGUCUUUCGUCUCCGCGUUCCGCACUCUUCAGGUUCACCGAGGGGCCUCCGCUGGCUUCCUGCUCCACGGCCUGUCCUCUGUCCUUGGCGUUGUGUGUCUCCUGCUCCCCGGACUCUCUGUAGACUGCAGCCGCCUCUGGGUCUCCUCCAUCAUCGGGUUGCCUCUUCUGGUCUUCUCCUUCUUCUGGCUGAAUGGAGACCACUUUACUGCCAACCUUGCCCUGAUGUGCGCCCUGCUCCUGGCUGCCUGCUCCCCGCAGCUGACCUAUGACACGAGGCUUGUGGGCAUGCACCUCACCCACGCCGGGGCUUCCCUCAGUAUACUGGUGAUCUCUGUGUUCACCGGGAACAGGACUGGACUGCUGGGCAGCCUGGCACUGGGCACCUGGGGGCUGAUCUCUUUUUUGGAUACGGGGAGAGUAAAACCAUUGUGUAUACAGGUUGGUGCAGACUGUGCGCUAGGCGCUGCGAUCCUGGCCUUCCAGAUGGCGCUGAAGACUCCUUUAUGAACCAGGCGAGCUCCGCCUUGUGUCGUAGGGCACAGAUGGCAUUACAGGUGGAGCAGACGUUAUAACUGGAAUCGGGGUGAAGGAAUGUGACUGGCCAAACGCCCGCACUAAUUUCCAAACUAAAGUGGAUCUGUCCGCUCUAGAACAUGGGCAGAUAGAAAGAUAAACAAAUGGUACCCUCCGAGCACUGUUUUCCUUUCAAGUGUCACAGAGAUGGAGCUGAGCUGCAAGUGCCCUUGUUCCACCCUCUUGUCUUCCAGCACCAAGCGAUGGCAGGGAAGGGUGGGGGAGGGAGGAGGCUUGCAUGCUCUAGAGCUAACAUAUUCCUUUUAGGGGCACUUGAGUGUUUAAAAACGUAUCCACAAGAUAUAAAGAUAAGUCUCUGAUCAUCGGAGUUCCCCUUUAAGGAGCCAGAUCCUAGUGGACCCUAGAGGUGGUCCUUCUUAGUGAUGUCCUGCUCUGUGGUUAUGUUGUCUAGAAAUCUUUUUACCACAGAGCCAUAAAAUGAGCAAACGCAACUCCAGGCCCGGACUGCUGCGGUAACUGAGCUCUAGACCUCUCCUACUGUAUUCUGGGAGCUUUUUUCUGUCACACAGAGGAUUGUCCCUCUCUCAGUUCUCCCUGGCAGUGAGCCACAAGAACAGAUUCCUUCCUCUCUUAGCUCUCCCUAGGCCACCCACUGGUGAUGUAACCACUCCUGUUCCCUUAUCUACAACUAGGGGGCACCCACCUGCCAGGUUACCACUCCUGCUCCCUAAUCUACAUUUAGGGGCGCCCACCGGGCAUGUUACCUCUCCUGUUCCCUCAUCUACAUCUAGGGGGCGCCCACUGGCCAUGUUACCACUCCUGUCUCCUCAUGUACAUCUAGGGGGCGCCCACCAGCCAUGUUUUUCCUCCUGUCUCCUCAUUUACAUCAAGGGGGCGCCCACCGGCCAUGUUACCACUCCUGUCUCCUCAUUUACAUCUAGGGGGCGCCCACCGGCCAUGUUACCACUCCUGCUCCCUAAUCUACAUCUAGGGGGCGCCCACCGGCCAUGUUACCACUCCUGCUCCCUAAUCUACAUCUAGGGGGCGCCCACCGGCCAUGUUACCACUCCUGUCUCCUCAUUUACAUCUAGGGGGCGCCCACCGGCCAUGUUACCACUCCUGUCUCCUCAUUUACAUCUAGGGGGCGCCCACCGGGCAUGUUACCACUCCUGUUCCCUCAUCUACAGCUAGGGGUCACCUACCGGCCAUGUUACCACUCCUGCUCCCUAAUCUACAUCUAGGGGGCGCCCACCGUGCAUGUUACCACUCCUGUUCCCUCAUCUACAGCUAGGGGGCACCUACCGGGCAUAUUACCACUCCUGUUCCCUCAAACAAUCCUUAAUAUAAAUAUCAUCCUUAUAUAAGGAAUACGUUCAUCACUGGUGCCAAGUGUAAUCCAAGACUUAAAGGGGUACUCCAGUGUAAGAAAAUGAUUUUACAUAAAUACAAAUUGCACAAUUUCCUAAUAUAGUGUAAUAAACUAAUUCCACUAACUUCAGCAUGUUGUUGCGUGUUGAUUCACCCCUUACAGGAAGUUGUGUAGUCAUCUUAUUGUCAGUGUGGUAUUGUCUCCAGUUACCUGGCUCCUCCAUUUCUUCAGAUAAGAAGUUGUGUAGUACUCUCAUUGUCAGUGUGGUGAUGUCUCAGCAGCCCAAAGUGUGCCAAGAAAAUUACACCCCCACCAGCCUGACCCGCUGAUACCAGGCCGGAGGGAUCCAGGCUUUAUAUUGUUAACACCAAAUUCUGACCCAUCUGAUGUCACCGCUGGAAUGGAGACUCCUCAGACCAGGGAACGUUCUUCCACUGUCCAGUUCUUGUGUGAAUUGUAGCCUCCGUUUCCUGGUCUUAUCCGACAAUUUUGGCCCCUCUGGUGUGGUCUUAGCUGACAGGCGGUGCUCCCGGUGUGGUCUUAGCUGACAGGCGGUGCUUCCGGUG
Molecule: messenger RNA, 3346 nt
Organism: Hyla sarda
Lineage: Eukaryota; Metazoa; Chordata; Amphibia; Anura; Hylidae
Gene: TMEM276
Product: transmembrane protein 276
Exons: 2
Coding region: 818-1384 (188 amino acids)
Source: RefSeq, a predicted model, not a curated record